AUGAAUAAGUUGAAGAGCCAGGAUAACGUUGUGCACGGGGGACCAUUACUGGAGGAGUUAGAGGGGACGCAGACUAAAGAAGACGUGGCAUCAUUGGACAAUUGGCAGGCGGAAGUUGAUACUAUACAGACCAACUUGAAUUCAUCUGAAGAUUGUGCCGUUGGCACCCUAGUCUCUGAAAAUAGCCUUAAUGAACAGCCCACAAGACUGGUUGCUUUUUCAGAUGAUAGUGAUUCAAUGUUGGUUGACGCGAUCCCAUCUUUGGAGGAGCAGCGAGUUAUUGUUAAUAAGCUUUGGGAGGAGUUUGUAAAGGCAUCUACGGAGGGUGACAAGAUGUACAUCGUGCCUAGUCAGUGGUCGACUAAAUUUUUGGAUCAAAAUCAGACAGAUUAUACUGCUUUAGGGCAAAUGGAUAUUAAGUCUGUUGUUUUAGAUAGAGCUAAUCUGAUUCUUGCGCCCUUCGAUCUGAAUCCAUAUAUUGCAGUUCCUGAACCCGUAUUUAACCGGUGGUAUGAAUGGUAUGGAGUGACGGAGGGUUCUUUCCCAUUUUACACAGUGCUUGUUAAAGAUGCCGGGGGUCAAUUGAUAGUGGAGUAUGAUAGACCAAAGUUCAUGGUACAUUAUUUAACCAUUAAUGAAGACACACAAAAUUAUAAGUGUAACGCACAGGUUCCCAUUUUUUUUACGAUGUCUAGGUUAAGUACUAUGGAAGAUGUUGUUACCAGGGCAAUGAAGUUAUUUUGUGAAAGAGAAUCAAGUGUUGAUAUCGAUGUAACUAACUUUAGAACGUGGUAUAUAAAGGAUAAACCGUCAGCAUCCGAGAAUGUUAACGACUACCUAACGACCAACUAUAAAAUAAAGCCAUCCACGUUCGUAGAGUUUCCCAUGAAGCACUUAAUCAAAUCUGAACAACUCUCAUAUUCAAUCAAAGACUAUGAUUCUGAAACUAUUGACCUUGCUGUGGAACUAAAACCUCCUGCUAAGAACCAGCAUUGGGCAUCUAACUAUUACAUUUACAAUCAGAUGACACCCUCAAAUGGUACUGUUGGUUUAGGAAAUCUUGGAAAUACAUGUUACAUGAAUUCUGCGUUACAAUGUCUUGUUCAUAUUCCUGAAUUUAAGGAUUAUUUCUUGUACAAUGCUUAUGAGAAAGAAAUUAAUGUCGAUAAUCCCUUAGGUCACAAAGGCCAUAUUGCUUGGGCAUUUGGAACUUUGAUCCAGUCUUUAUUUGGAAAACGAAAUAACCUCAUCUCGAGUUACUCUCCCAGACAUUUUAAAACUACAAUUGGCCAUUUAAACUCCAUGUUUGCUGGAUACCAACAGCAAGAUUCUCAGGAGUUUCUCGCCUUUUUGUUAGAUGGUUUGCAUGAAGAUUUGAACAGGAUUGUAGAUAAGCCAUACGUUGAAAAACCAGAAUUAAACCCUACAGAUGAUGUGACUGAAUUCGAGACCAUCAAAAAGUUAGCGGAUGACACAUGGCUUAAACAUAAGCUGAGAAACGAUUCGGUAAUUUUGGAUCUAUUUGUCGGCCUUUACAAAUCAACAUUAAUUUGUCCCACAUGCAAAAAGGUGUCGACUACGUUUGAUCCUUAUAAUGAUUUAACUUUGCCGUUACCUGUGGACAGUACUUGGUCAAAUAAGGUGCUCAUUUUUCCACAUAGUUCUCCUCCAUACACUUUUGAAGUCGAGUUAAAUAAAACCGACACUUAUUGUGACUUAAAGAAAUAUGUUGCAAGAUGUACCGGUAUGAAUACAGCAGAUCUGCUGGGCGCUGAAGUAUUCAAUCAUCAAUUUUAUAACAACUAUGAAGCUUCACGUGCCGAUUCACAAUACCUUCCAAUCCAUGAGUUAAUAAGUGACAGUGAUGUAGUGGUAUUCUAUGAAGUUCCCAGAAGUGAGAAUGAUUUGGUUGUACCAGUUAUGAACACCGUGAUUGAAGAUGGAUUCAGGUCUGCGAAAUUGUGUGGUUUCCCGUUUUUCAUUUCACUUUCUGAGGAAGAACAAUCUGAUUAUGGCGUCAUAUUACAGAAAUUAGAAAAUGCAUUUAUCCAAUGGUCAGGUGGUUUCACAGAAUUUACAUUAGCAUCAAAGAAAAACGAUACCAUUACAUUGGACCAGCUACCCGUAUUGCAAAAAAAAUAUCCAGGUUUACAGCCGGAAGCUGUAGCAACCGAGUUAAAGUAUAUCAACCCUGAACAGCCUCCCGAAAAGUUCUUUAAAAUAAAGAUUUACGAUGGGCAGAUAAAUAAUCAGAGAUCUAGAUUUGCUUCUCAGCCAUAUCCUAGGUCUGCGCGUAACGAUCUUUGGACACCUGAACCUCAUGUGACCUUUAGUAAAGUUAAAGAUAUCACUGCAAAUUUAGAUCAAGUUUUAUGGGAUGCAUAUAACUAUGCUUCUAUCGGUUUGGAGGGAAGCGUGGAGAAUCCUAACAUCGAAUAUUCCGGUUGCAAUAACUUUUGCGAAAGCGAAGAUGCUUCCAUAUUAAAUGUAACCUCUCAAAAUAUUGGACCUCAUACGCAGUCGUCUGAUUCAGACAUGGAUAUCGAAGUAUCCAUCGACAACCAAGACUUACAAAAGGCUGAAUCUAGUGAAGAGCAUUCAUUAGAUCUAGUUGCAGAUACCUUGAACGAUAUUCCUCGCGAGAAACUAAUUAAGGCUCAAAAUGCGAUUAUCUGUGAGUGGAAUAGUAAAUCGUAUGACGAAGUGUUCAACAGUUCAUUAAAGGUUAAUUGGGAUUCACCUGGGGAAGUACCUAAUACUGAAUUAGAAGCAAGUAAAAGAGAACGGAAUGCCCAAGAAGAGAAGAAGAUUACAUUGCAUGAUUGUUUAACAUUGUUUUCAACUCCAGAGGUACUUGGAGCUACUGAUUCAUGGUAUUGUCCAAGUUGUAAAGAGCAUCGCCAAGCAACAAAACAGAUCGAGUUAUGGAAUACCCCUGAUAUUUUACUGAUACAUUUGAAAAGAUUUGAAAAUCAAAGGUCUUUUAGUGACAAAAUUGGCGAUAUAGUGCAUUUCCCAAUUACAGAUUUGGAUAUGUCACCAUAUCUUGUCUAUAAGGACGAUAAAAAAGGUACCAUCUAUGAUUUAAUAGCUGUUGACAAUCAUUAUGGUGGCCUUGGAGGUGGUCACUAUACAGCAUAUGUCAAAAAUUUUCUUGACAACAAAUGGUAUUAUUUUGACGAUUCCAGAGUAAACGAAACAGUUCCCGAACGUAGUAUAGCUGGUUCUGCAUAUUUGUUAUUCUAUAGAAGACGGACGGAGUCUAAUUACGUGGGAAGUCAGUAUUUAUGUGAUAUUAUAAACAAAUCUAGACAAAAAUAUGAUGAAAGAAUGAAACAAUUCAACGAUGCUGUGCUAGAUUUGUACACUGAAAGUAGAUCUGAUAAUGAGGAUGAAAGUGAACACAAUCAAGAACAAUCUUUAGAAGAUGAGGAAACAGAAGAUGAAGAUAAACGAGAAACUGUACAUUUACUUACUCUUGCGGAUGGCAGAGUAGACCAACGUGGAUCUAUUCCAAUCAAAGGCAUGAUUAGUCCAAAUAGUGACUAUAGUAUAGCUAGCCUGGAGGUCGGCGAUGGAAGUAGAGUUAGUGGAAAUGAUGAAGACAAUCACAACAAUAGCAGGAGGAAGUUGAGGUUGUUGCAAAAGACGUAUAAUUCACAAUCUUCUGAUAUUGCAUCGCCAGAAUCCACUCCAUGCUCAUCGACUGGGUCAAUUUCUGACGAGAAUACUGAAAACACGAAAAUAGGCCCAACAAGAAAUGAAAGCAUUCCUGAUUCCCCAUCUGUUAGCUAG
Eremothecium cymbalariae DBVPG#7215 is the source of this 3795-nucleotide messenger RNA. It is a transcript of the gene UBP12, whose product is annotated as putative ubiquitin-specific protease UBP12. Bases 1 to 3795 code for a protein of 1264 amino acids. Gene Ontology annotation, molecular function: cysteine-type deubiquitinase activity. Gene Ontology annotation, biological process: protein deubiquitination. The transcript has a single exon. NCBI's taxonomy places the organism in Eukaryota, Fungi, Ascomycota, Saccharomycetes, Saccharomycetales, Saccharomycetaceae. The record is from RefSeq and is a predicted model, not a curated record.